AUGGAAGCUCCAAAUUCUAGGCUGAUUCUAAAUGAUUCACAACAAGUUGUCCUACCUCAACGGACCACAGUGACCAUUUUGGGAUCCUUUCUUCGUGGACGCCCAAGAGGAACUUCUACUUCACACCAACAACAACCACAACCACAACCACAACCACCCCGUGAACUCACUCCAUCCCCUCCAGUCCCUUCUCCUUCAACGACCUCACAAAGAAGACGAAGUUUCGUACCACAGAUAAACCCAUCAUCAAACUCAAAUCUUGGCCCAAUUUCAAACAUUCUUCGCCGCAGACGUUCAGCCGGCACCGUCAACAACUCAAACAGACCCACCUCACCAACAAUGCCCGCCGCCCAACCUCUCCUCCGCGCAACCACAUUCUCAAACACCAACACCAACAACAACCCAACCCACCGUAUCCGCCUCGUACCCCACCUCGACUCCCGCCGCACACUCCGCUUCGAACCCAUAACCCGCGACCUCAAAGACAACGACAGCCCCCUCCGCAUCGGCCGCUUCACAGACCGCUCAGGAAUAGGUCUCGCAGCAGUAAACGCCCUAAACACCAACAAACUAGCCUUCAAAAGCAAAGUCGUUUCUCGCGCCCAUGCUGAGAUCUGGACAGACAACUCCAAGUUCUACAUCAAAGACACAAAAUCUUCAUCAGGCACCUUCCUCAACCAUCUCCGCCUAAGUCCCGCAGGCUCAGAGAGUAAACCCCAUCAGCUCAAAGACGGCGAUAUCGUUCAGCUGGGCGUGGAUUAUCAGGGUGGCACUGAGGAUAUCUACAAGUCUGUCAAGAUCAGGAUCGAGGUGGGGAGGGAGUGGCAGGCUGCUCCUAAUGCUUUCAACACCAAUGCGCUCUCCCAGCUCCGUUCACUCAGCGCAGACCCCCAUAACCAACCACAAAGCGCCAUCGCCCACGGCAAGAAACGCAUGCCAAAGACUAACAUUCCCGAUUGUUGUAUCUGCCUCUUUGCAGUAACCAUCCGCCAGGCACUCUUCAUAGCCCCCUGCAGUCACGCCUUCCACUACAAAUGCAUCCGCCCCCUCCUCGAAGCCCACUCCUCAGCAUUCAGCUGUCCCCUGUGCCGCACCUUUGCAGAUCUCGAUGAAGAUGUCGAAGUUGAGAUCGAACCUGAACCGGAACUGGAAGUGAUCGAGGCUAUUUCGUCGCCUGAAGAUGAUGAUGACGAGGAAGAAGGGGAGGGAGCGGUGGGAGUGGGAGCGAAGCCGUCGCCGUUGCUUGCGCCACCGAUGGUGAGGGACGGAGCUGAGACGGAGGUGGAGGGCGAUGCGAGUUCAAGACCGCGCGUGAGGGUGCGGACUGCGGGGCAUGUUGUGCAUCCGCACCUGCCGUCACACCCGAAUUCGAAUCUGCCUCCGAUGGAGAACGCACGUGUGGACGACGAUCUCGAUGAAGAGAUGGAUAUGCUAGAUGUAGAUUCGGACGAGGGAGAAGUGGAGGUGUUCGCACGGAGUGGGAGUGGAAGUGGGAGUGGGAGUGCAGAGGGUAUGGGUAUCGAGAGUGGGAUGGGGAAUGUGAUGGCGAUGAUGGUGGAUGGGGAGGGGUUGAUGAGUGGGAAGCGGAAACGGUGA
Messenger RNA from Suillus clintonianus, 1596 nucleotides. Its product is annotated as SMAD/FHA domain-containing protein. Lineage: Eukaryota; Fungi; Basidiomycota; Agaricomycetes; Boletales; Suillaceae. Gene Ontology annotation, molecular function: protein binding; ubiquitin protein ligase activity. The record is from RefSeq and is a predicted model, not a curated record. Gene Ontology annotation, cellular component: cell division site; ubiquitin ligase complex; mitotic spindle pole body. The transcript is spliced from 3 exons. Gene Ontology annotation, biological process: negative regulation of septation initiation signaling; protein ubiquitination; mitotic spindle assembly checkpoint signaling. Bases 1 to 1596 code for a protein of 531 amino acids.